Molecule: messenger RNA, 1460 nt
Organism: Fusarium odoratissimum NRRL 54006
Lineage: Eukaryota; Fungi; Ascomycota; Sordariomycetes; Hypocreales; Nectriaceae
Exons: 4
Coding region: 99-1331 (410 amino acids)
Biological process (GO): glucan catabolic process
Cellular component (GO): extracellular region; cell surface
Molecular function (GO): beta-glucosidase activity
Source: RefSeq, a predicted model, not a curated record
CCGGGUCCUUGGGCAAUGUGAAUCUAUUUCUUAUAGCCUAAUCAAGUAAGACAAAGAGGGAUUGAUUCCCAUUGAACGAAUAUAUCUUUCCCUGAAUCAUGCAUCUCAAGUUAGCGUUACCUCUCUUCCUCGCCGUUGCUGAGGCCUGGACUCCUCAGUCCAGAGCGGCGGCAAAAGCCAACGGCGAGAAGAUUACCGAGCGAUGGCUUCCAAAUGAUGAUAGAAUCCGCGGCGUCAAUCUCGGCUCGCAGUUCAUAAUCGAACGAUGGAUGGCCGAAGAAUCGUGGAAGAACAUGGGCUGCAGUGCCUACAACGACGAAUGGGCAUGCGUCAAAGGCAUCGGUCAGGACAAAGCCAACGCCGCCUUCAAGAAACACUGGGAGACUUGGAUCACAGAAGAUGACAUCAAGCAGAUUGCAAGUCUUGGUCUCAAUGCCGUUCGCAUCCCUGUUGGAUACUGGAUGUACGAGGAUAUCAUCCAGAAAGGCGAAUACUGGCCCCGCGGCGGCAUCUGGCAUCUUGACCGAAUUGUCGGAUGGUGCAAGAAGCAUGGCAUUUAUGCGGUUAUUGGACUCCACUCUGCUCCUGGUAUUAGCUCGCCGAACGAACAGUUCACCGGCCAUUCCAUCCCCAAUCCUGGAUUCUAUACUGCCGAGAACUAUGAACGAGCCUUCAAGUUUCUCGAGUGGAUGACCAAGCGCAUCCAUACUAAUGGGAACUACACUACUGUUGGCAUGCUCGAGGUCCUGAACGAGCCCGUACGCGCUGGCAAGUGGAAGGCUGAGGCAGAUGACAUGAUCAAGAAUUACUACCCUGGUGCAUACAAGCGCAUCCAGGCCAUGGAGGGUUACCUCAAGGUUCCCAAAGCCGAUCGCUUACACAUCCAAUACAUGGGCAAAAGUUGGGGUGCAGGCGACCCAAGACAAUACCUCCCAGACGACGAUCUCAUCUUCUUCGAUGCCCACCGCUACCUAUCCUUCGACAACAGAAUCGCCGGUAAUAAGAAAGCAUAUAUCCAAACCGCCUGCAAAGACAACAUGGGCCAGCACGUUUUUGUUGGUGAAUGGUCCCUAUCCGUGAACUCAACUUUGAAGAACACAGAUGAGUUCAAGAUUGAAGGCCAAGAAACAUGGUACAAGGCUUACUGGGCCGCUCAAGCUGAGUCUUUUGAGAAAUCAGAUGGAUGGUUCUUCUGGUCUUGGAAGUGUGACGGAGAUCUUGGCAAGAAGGAUUGGAGAUGGUGUUAUCAAGCUGCUGUUGCCGCUGGUGUUAUUCCCAAGGAUGCUAGUAAGGCUAAGAGUUUGAGCCCUUGUGCUAGGUAUACCAACUAAGUUGUAGAACCUUGGUGGGUCAGCUCCGUUCUUCAAUUCUGUAUAUAGUUUGAACCUCUUACUCGGUUAUUGAUGCCGAGCGAGUACAGAAAUCUUGACUUGGAGUAUCAGAAGUCUAGCGAAUUGUUC